UCGCCACAUCCGGAGCCGCUCUGACGCCUGCGCUGUGCGUCUGGCGGUCGGUGACGUCGAGUGAAAUCCAAGAUGGUGGCGCUUGGCUGACCCUACCGUGACGGAAGUGCCGCCUCCGCCCGCCUGACAGCCCGGGAGAGCUCUGAGCUGCCCCUCCGCCACCGCCGCUAUGUCUGGCCUCAGCAACAAGCGCGCCGCCGGCGACGGGGGCUCAGGACCCCCAGAGAAGAAGCUGAACCGCGAGGAGAAGACUACGACCACUCUAAUCGAGCCCAUUCGUCUCGGGGGCAUUUCUUCCACGGAGGAGAUGGAUUCCAAGGUGCUGCAGUUUAAGAAUAAGAAGCUGGCGGAGCGGCUGGAGCAGCGGCAAGCCUGUGAGGACGAGCUCCGGGAGAGAAUUGAGAAAUUGGAGAAGAGGCAGGCCACGGACGAUGCCACACUCCUCAUCGUCAACCGCUACUGGGCCCAGCUGGAUGAAACUGUAGAAGCCCUUCUCCAGUGCUACGAGAACCAGAGGGAGCUGUCUUCAUCAGGGACAGAGGUGCCUGGGUGCCAAGAGGGCCUAACCCGUGAUGUGAUCCCUCGAACAGAUCCAGGGACAUCAGAUCUGAGGGAACCACUGCCGAUGCAGUUCCGAGCCCCUCUCAGUGAGCCAGCCUUGGCUUUUGUGGUGGCACUGGGCGCCAGCAGCUGUGAGGAAGUAGAGCUGCAGCUGCAGGGUCGCAUGGAAUUCUCCAAGGCUGCUGUGUCUCGGGUGGUAGAGGCCUCGGACCGCCUACAGCGUCAGGUGGAAGAACUCUGUCAGCGAGUAUACAGCCGGGGCUCUGUAUUCUCAGGGGACAGUGAGGCGCCCGGGGAGGUGGCACGGGCACGCACCCGGGAACUAGGCAGAGAGAACCGUAGGCUACAGGACUUGGCUACUCAGCUGCAGGAGAAGCACCACCGCAUCUCGUUGGAGUACUCUGAGCUCCAAGACAAAGUGACAUCGACGGAGACCAAGGUCCUAGAGAUGGAGACAACAGUGGAGGACUUACAGUGGGACAUCGAGAAGCUGCGCAAGCGAGAACAGAAGCUCAAUAAGCACUUGGCAGAGGCCUUGGAGCAGCUCAACUCUGGCUACUAUGUGUCUGGGAGCUCCACGGGCUUUCAGGGAGGCCAGAUCACACUCAGCAUGCAGAAGUUUGAGAUGUUGAAUGCAGAGCUGGAAGAAAAUCAGGAAUUGGCCAAUAGCCGAAUGGCAGAGCUCGAGAAGCUACAGGCUGAGCUUCAGGGGGCUGUUCGGACCAAUGAACGUCUCAAGGUGGCCCUGCGAAGCCUUCCUGAGGAGGUCGUUCGUGAGACGGGGGAGUACCGCAUGCUGCAGGCCCAGUUCUCACUGCUCUACAAUGAGUCUUUGCAAGUGAAGACCCAGCUAGAUGAGGCCCGGGGGCUGCUGCUGGCCUCCAAGAACUCCCACUUGAGACACAUCGAACAUAUGGAGAGCGAUGAGUUGGGGCUGCAGAAGAAGCUGCGCACAGAAGUUAUCCAGCUGGAAGACACCCUGGCCCAGGUACGCAAGGAGUACGAGAUGCUGCGCAUUGAGUUUGAGCAGAACCUUGCGGCCAACGAGCAGGCUGGGCCUAUCAACCGUGAAAUGCGCCACCUGAUUAGCAGCCUCCAGAACCACAAUCACCAGCUAAAAGGAGAUGCCCAGCGAUAUAAGCGGAAACUUCGAGAAGUACAGGCUGAGAUUGGUAAACUCCGGGCACAGGCCAGCGGCUCUUCCCACUGCGGCCCCAACUUGAGCCACCCCGAUGACUCUGGCCUCAAUGCCCUUGCCCCAGGGAAAGAAGAUAGUGGGCCUGGCCCUGGAGGCACCCCUGACAGCAAGAAGGAGUUGGCUUUAGUGGCGGGAGCUACGUCUGCUGCUUCUUCCGUAAAGAAAGAGGAGCUGGUCUCCUCCGAAGAUGAUGCUCAGGCCCUAGCCCCUGGAACCCAGGGCUUGCCCUCCCGGGGCCGAGAACCUGAGGCCAGACCCAAGCGGGAACGGGAAGGGCCUAGCCUGGGACCCCCACCUGCAGCCUCCACUCUGUCCAGGGCUGAUCGAGAAAAGGCCAAGGCAGAGGAAGCCAGGAGGAAGGAGUCAGAACUGCUCAAAGGUCUCCGAGCAGAGCUCAAGAAGGCCCAGGAAAGCCAGAAGGAGAUGAAGCUGCUGCUGGACAUGUACAAGUCCGCACCCAAGGAGCAGCGGGAUAAGGUGCAACUCAUGGCAGCUGAACGGAAGGCCAAGGCCGAGGUGGAUGAGCUUCGGAGCCGCAUCCGAGACCUGGAAGAGAGAGACCGAAGAGAAAGCAAGAAGAUUGCCGAUGAGGAUGCCCUGCGGCGGAUCCGGCAGGCAGAAGAGCAGAUUGAACACUUGCAACGCAAAUUGGGUGCGACCAAGCAGGAGGAAGAGGCACUGCUGUCGGAGAUGGAUGUGACAGGUCAAGCCUUUGAGGACAUGCAGGAGCAAAACGGGCGGCUGCUCCAGCAGCUACGGGAAAAGGAUGACGCCAACUUCAAGCUCAUGUCAGAGAGGAUCAAGGCCAACCAGAUUCACAAGCUGCUCCGAGAAGAGAAGGACGAGUUGGGCGAGCAGGUUCUUGGCCUUAAGUCCCAGGUGGAUGCCCAGCUGUUGACAGUCCAGAAGCUUGAGGAAAAGGAGCGAGCUCUGCAGGGCAGCCUUGGGGGUGUCGAGAAGGAGUUGACAUUGCGCAGCCAGGCCCUGGAGCUUAAUAAGAGAAAGGCUGUAGAAGCAGCCCAGUUGGCUGAGGACCUGAAGGUGCAGUUGGAGCAUGUGCAGACUCGGCUUCGAGAGAUCCAGCCCUGCCUGGCAGAGAGCCGGGCUGCCCGGGAGAAAGAGAGCUUCAACCUCAAGAGAGCUCAGGAGGACAUUUCCCGGCUGCGGCGCAAACUAGAGAAACAGCGGAAAGUAGAAGUUUAUGCAGAUGCGGAUGAGAUCCUGCAGGAGGAGAUCAAGGAGUACAAGGCCCGGCUGACCUGCCCCUGCUGUAACACCCGCAAGAAGGACGCUGUGCUUACCAAGUGCUUCCACGUCUUCUGCUUUGAAUGUGUGCGGGGCCGCUAUGAGGCCCGCCAGAGGAAGUGUCCCAAGUGCAACGCUGCCUUUGGUGCCCACGACUUCCACCGUGUGUACAUCAGCUGAACCUGAAACUCAGGGGACUUUGAAACAUCCAUAUACCUAGGGGCUGUGCCCCCAGCUCCCCACUCCCCCGGGGGCAAUGGCCCCAACCUCCCUCCCAGACUCCAUGAGCCCAGCCCCUCUAUGCCGAGAUGGUUUGGGGGCCACUGGUGCAUGCAGGAGAGGUGGGACUAACCGAGCUGAGUGCCAUCUUCUCCUGAAUGUCACAUCUGCAGCCUCUGGGACUCCCGGGUUCACAACAUCCCACUGUAACCUCGGGAGCUGGCCAGACCUGUUUCUACUGAGAAGGCAGAUACAUCCUUGCCCCUAAAGGGGAUCCCUCCACCAGGAGAGGGCUCACCACAAGCCUGCACAAGCUCAGUAGUGACCAGGGACCAUUUGCGUGGCAUUGGGUCCUGACCCAGGGAGCCUUUCUUCACCUCCUCAGCCCUCGGCCUGGCAGGGAUUUAGCCUUCCAGUGGAGUUUGCUGUACCCUUGUGUAGCUUUUGUGUUAAAGAAGGUGCACUCCUGGGUGUCUGCCCUCUUCAGGGACACUCUGCAGUUACGGACACUGCCUGCUCAUAGUCUGAUUCAGGGUCAUCAAUUUAUUAUUUUUUUUUUUUAGCCAGACACUUUCCAAUCUCCUGCUUUUCUCCUAAGCCCACUUUACCCUUCCUCACACAUCCUGAUGGUCCCUUGAGUACCUGGCCCUAGCCCUGCUUUCUUUCAUCCUGGUGGUCUUAAUUGUGGAGGUGCAACUUACCAGGAGGGAAGAGACAAUCUAGCACUUCCAGUCAUUCCAGGUAGAAGAGCUUGGCCUGUCCUCCAGCUAGCCUGCACUGGUACUCCUGAACACCGGAGACAGGACCUAGUGGAGCUGGGAGAUGGCGCUGCAGAUAGCUACAGGAUCUUUUGGACUCACAGCCUCUGCUCUAGAGGCGUCGUGUAUGGGCUGCUAAUUGUUAUGAAUAAAUACCCAACCCUAGGCUGAGAGAAGCCUGUCCCCUUGGUCUAAA
Rattus rattus (black rat) is the source of this 4177-nucleotide messenger RNA. RefSeq names its product ring finger protein 40 (gene Rnf40). Gene Ontology annotation, molecular function: ubiquitin protein ligase activity; metal ion binding. The transcript has 20 exons. Gene Ontology annotation, cellular component: HULC complex; nucleus. Bases 170 to 3184 code for a protein of 1004 amino acids. NCBI's taxonomy places the organism in Eukaryota, Metazoa, Chordata, Mammalia, Rodentia, Muridae. The record is from RefSeq and is a predicted model, not a curated record.